Symbiodinium sp. CCMP2592 is the source of this 1284-nucleotide messenger RNA. NCBI's taxonomy places the organism in Eukaryota, Dinophyceae, Suessiales, Symbiodiniaceae. The record is from the annotation of a GenBank genome assembly.
AUGUACGAUGCACAAACCAGCAUACCGCUGCUUAGCCUCAGACUGAUCAGAGGAGAUGCGCCCGGGACCAUCGUGCCGACGGAGCAUGAUCUGGAGAACGACGAAGCUUCUGAAGUUUCAAGGUUCAGUGAAGCAGAUAGUGAUCAAGCCGGCCACAGAAGUGCAGAGUCUGCGGAGGCCGCGCUGCUGAAGUCGCAGGAAAUCGCCGAGCAGCUGCAGAGCAAGUUGGAGACAGCCGAGAAACAGGUGGAAGAGUACAAGCGCAGAGCCACCGAAGUCGGUCACGAUCAUGAUUCCUUGUUGUCCAAGCUUCUGGAAUUCGAGGAGCAAGCGGAACAAAGGCAACGCUCCCAGGCAAAAGAACUUCGUGAGGCGCGGCAAAGACAAGAGGCAGAUAUUGAGGAGCGGCUCAGCUUGCAGAAGGAGCUGCAGGAGUGCCAGACCAGCCAGGUGCGCGCGCAGUCCCUGCACAGGGAGCUGCAAACGGUGCAGCGGAACUUUUCUUCCGAAGAGAGCGCGCAGGAAGCCACCUGCUCCAGAUUGGUACUUGCCGAAGAAGCCUUGGAACGUCAGGAGAAGUCGCUGGCGCAGCUGCGUUUCGAGCUACAGGCUGAGAGGGACCAUGCUGUGACCGUGCUGGCUGAGAACGCCCACCGACAGAGGUGCCAGCAACAUGCUGAUAACGAUGGGUUAUCACCGUUCUCGCCACAACGUGGGUCAAGCAGUCAUUGCCGUUCGCCACCACGAGGGUCAUACACCGAUGCCGAUUUGUCGGAAGCUGUCGACAUCGUGGGGGAGGCAAGAAUCCCGGCAAAGUUACAGGAUGCAGGUUUGGACGACAAGUCCCUAACAUCCCUGCGAGAGAGACAUCUGAAGCUUCUUCAUUCCCGCCUGCGAGACCACAGUUUGAGAGAGUGCUUCCGCAACACUGGCGAAUCGGAUGAUGCAGUUGCAAGACUCCUGCAAGAUCUCCUGACUUGGCAGGGUAGAGUUUGGACGACGGACCUGGUGCCAUCGGCAUCGCUGAGGACAUCAAGGAGCCGCACGCAGUCUCCACUCCGGGACGAGCACUCCUCGCGACGACGCGCCCGCUCUAGAUCUGCAAUUUCGGCUACACCGCUGGCACCACGGCUCACUUCCGAGGACCUCCGUUACCAGCCCGGUCAGGGCGAAAUCGACUGGCCGAGGCAAGUAAAGCAAGGAGACGGAGGAGACGGAGAACGUAGGAGUUUUGCCGCAGAAGCACUUCGGCAAACGCUGUUACGAGGAAGGUGCAACUCCUAG